CUCACUUGAUGUUUAUUGUGUAGUGCAUGGAUCUUUACCGUCUGUUUUGUGAAGUGAUGUACCGAAGUGAUUGAUGGAUGAAGAGUUGCUGAAGCUGGCAGAUCAUCUCAAUGAGAUCUCUCAGAAACUCUUGACUAUUUGUGAGGCUGCUGGUCAAGCAGCACAUCCACAAAGACUUAAGUGUUGCGUAUGUCCACAUACCUCCCCACAGAGGAAAUCAACCACACCUACCCACAGUGACACUUGCGACCAGCCAACCGGUUACCACUUUAUACAUGGUAGAGAGGUUGUCCUUGCAGAUUGUAACUAUGGAUACACUGCAGUGCUAAUGUUGAGGUACUAUGUGGCUGAGGGUGUGAGGCUCUACUCUCAGGAGACCUGGAGGGUGGUCACACAGACCAGGGGAGUGCAGCUGGUAGAGCAGCACAUCCACAAAAUGUUUCAUUCUCCUACUUAGAGAGCUGAGUGGUGUGAGUGGGUGUGGUGACCGAGUGUCCUCCCUCCUCCCCUCUGUGCUGAGACACUACAACACAGACACUACCCUCAACACAUCAACCUCCUGGAGACACUGCUCAAACUGACACACAUAAGUGAACAAGGAUUGUCUGAGACUAUAUACGUGGGACGACUGGUGAGAGUACUGUUGGAGUGUUUCCAUGACAAUAGCCUGCCGUUAAUAGAUGCUGUUGCUUGACUGAAAUGAUAAUUAUACUUGUGCCAGUGGGAUGAUGAAGAGUUGCUCUGGACGACCAACCUGGAGUGAGCUGGGAGACCAUCACGAGGAGCAACUGGCAAAGGAACUCCUGAGGCUGUUUCCAGUGUUUGCCAAGCUACUAGGUGAGAGAGUGUUCAAGAGACACCUAGAGCAUGUAUCUUCUAUGGACUGAGCAGUGACAAUGCCUGGUGCAGUCUGCUGGAGUGGACUGUCUCACCUCACUCUGUCAGCUGCUGGGGAGAAUGAUCCUCAGAGGGAGAAUAGAACAACAUAAUCCAAUAGAGUACUCUGACGUUCCUCUCUGAGGGGUGUGGCUGAUUCAUGUGACUAAUAAUUAUAUUAUGGAAAGGUAU
Halichondria panicea is the source of this 1068-nucleotide messenger RNA. RefSeq lists its product as uncharacterized. The record is from RefSeq and is a predicted model, not a curated record. The coding region runs from base 74 to 457 and encodes 127 amino acids. Lineage: Eukaryota; Metazoa; Porifera; Demospongiae; Suberitida; Halichondriidae. The transcript has 11 exons.